Molecule: messenger RNA, 4317 nt
Organism: Pygocentrus nattereri (red-bellied piranha)
Lineage: Eukaryota; Metazoa; Chordata; Actinopteri; Characiformes; Serrasalmidae
Product: NLR family CARD domain-containing protein 3-like
Exons: 9
Coding region: 191-2782 (863 amino acids)
Molecular function (GO): protein binding
Source: RefSeq, a predicted model, not a curated record
CCGCCGUUUAUUCCAGUGUGAAGUGUGAAGAGAAGCUGCGGAUUAAAGGAUUAAACCGAUUUUCUUUCUCUGAGUUUCUGUUUAGGAACAUUUCCGUUCAUUCAGGAGUUUCUACAGACCAGGAGUUCUGAACAGUUCGUCUCUUUCUGAUCCACUGAACUGUUCAAAGCUGAUAUUCACAUUUUCCGAGAUGGAGACCCCUCAUCAGGACACGAAAGAUGGGUCCCCAGGCUUAAGCCAGAGUCUAUUCCACAUGAAGAGAUCACACUCUCCAGGACCCAGCUCUGUGACCAGUGAUAGGUCUAUAGAUCAUCCCCCAAUGUUCAGAGUUGGACCCCCCUCAUCUUUCCACAGUCUAAUCACAAUAAAGACACCAGACUCUCCAGUAACCAGCGGUGUGUUCGUGAAGAGUGGUGCACCUGUGGGUCGUCCGCUAGCGUUCGGAGAAGGACACCCCUCAUCUGGGCACAGACAUGGCCAUGCUUCUGAUGCAGUCAAAGUCCAAGAAAACUUCAGGUUAAAUCUGAAACAGAAGUUUGAGUGUCUGAAUGAGGUGAUCACAAACCAGGAAACCCCAACACUUCUCAGUGAGAUCUACACAGAGCUCUACAUCACAGAGGGAGACAGUGCAGAGGUCAAUAAUGAACAUGAGGUCAGACAGAUUGAGGCAGCAUCCAGGAGAACAGUAACAAAGGACACACCAAUCAAAUGCAAUGACAUCUUUAAACCCUCAUCUGAUCAAGACAAACCCAUCAGAACUGUGCUGACAAAGGGGGUCGCUGGAAUUGGGAAAACAGUCUCUGUGCAGAAGUUCAUUCUGGACUGGACUGAAGGGAAAGCAAAUCAGGAUGUCCACUUCAUAUUUCCACUUGCUUUCAGAGAACUGAACUUGGUGAAGGACCAAAAACUCAGUUUGGUGGAUCUUCUUCAUACACGGUUUAAGGAGAUUAAAGAAAUGGAAAUAUCCAGAUCUCACAAAGUUCUGUUCAUAUUUGAUGGUUUGGAUGAGUGUCGUUUCACUCUAGAUUUUCAGAGCACUGUGAGAUUGGAUGAUGUCACUCAGUCAUCCUCAGUGAAGGUGCUGCUAACAAAUCUGAUCAAGGGGAAUCUGCUUCCCUCUGCUCUCAUCUGGAUCACCUCCCGACCUGCAGCAGCUGAUCAGAUCCCCUCUGAGUGUGUGGAUCGAGUGACAGAAGUCCGAGGGUUCAGUGACCCACAGAAGGAGGAGUACUUCAGGAAGAGAAUCAGUGACCAGAGCCUGACCAAAAGAAUCAUUACACACCUGAAGACAUCAAGAAGCCUCUACAUCAUGUGCCACAUUCCUGUGUUCUGCUGGAUCUCAGCCACUGUUCUAGAGAGAAUGCUGGGUGAAGCAGAGAGUGGAGAGACCCCCAAAACUCUGACUCAAAUGUACACACACUUCAUCAUUCAAACAAAGAUCAUAAGAGAAAAGUACACAAACAACCAGGAGACAGAUGAAGAGAUACUAAUCAAACUGGGACAACUGGCUUUUCAGCAGCUGAUGAAAGGAAACCUGAUCUUCUAUGAGGAAGAUCUGACCGAGUGUGGCAUUGAUGUUGAAGAAGCAUCCGUGUACUCAGGUGUGUGUACACAGAUCUUCAGAGAGGAAUCUGGGCUGCACCAGACUAAAGUGUACUGCUUUGUUCAUCUGAGCAUUCAGGAACAUCUCGCAGCUCUAUAUGUGCACGUGACCUUCUUGAACCAGAAGAGCAAUGUGCUGAACCAGAGUCUGUCCUCUAAACUGGGGAUCUUCAUGAGAAAAGAAAUUCCAAUCUCCGAUGUACACAAGAGUGCUGUGGAUCAGGCCUUACAGAGUAAGAAUGGACAUCUGGAUCUUUUCCUUCGCUUUCUUCUGGGUCUCUCACUGGAGUCCAAUCAGAAUCUCAUACAAGACUUGGUGACACAGACAGGAAGUAACUCCCACAGCAAGGAGGAAACAGUUCAGUAUGUCAAGAAGAAGAUCAGAGAGAAUCCCUCUGCAGAGAAAUCCAUCAAUCUGUUCCACUGUCUGAAUGAACUGGAUGACCGUUCUCUAGUUGAGGAAGUUCAGCAGUACCUGCAGUCUGACAGUGUUAACCAAAGAACACUCUCUCCUUCACAGUGGUCAGCUGUGGUCUUUGUACUGCUGACAUCAGGAGGGAACCUGGAUAAAUUUGACCUAGAGAAAUAUAACAGAUCAGAUGAUGUUCUUCUGAAGCUGCUGCCUGUAGUUGCAGAAUCCAGAACAGCUAAUCUUUCAUUUUGUCAUCUGACAAAGAAAAGCUGUGCAGCUCUGGCCUCAGUGCUCAGCUCAGAAUCCUCCAUUCUGAGAGAGCUGGAUCUGUCUGAUAAUAAACUUGGAGAUUCAGGAGUGAAGCUGCUCUCUGCUGGACUGGAGAAUCCUCUCUGUAAACUGGAGACACUGUGGUUGUGUGAUUGUAAUAUCACAGAUGAAGGCUGUGCUUCUCUGACGUCAGCUAUGAAAUUAAACCCCUCACAAUUGAGAGAUCUUGAUUUGUCUGAGAAUAAAGUAGGAGAUUCAGGACUGAAGCUGCUUUCUGAUGUACUGGAGAAUCCUCUCUGUAAACUGGAUACACUGCAGUUGAGAGAGUGUAAUAUUACAGAUAGAGGCUGUGCUGCUCUGAAUUCAGCUCUGAAGUCAAACCCCUCACACCUGAGAGUGCUGAAUCUGUUUGGGAAUGACCAGAUAAAGAAAGGGCAUCAGCUGUUGUUUGCUCUUCAGCAAGAUGAAUAUUUCAGACUACAGGAUCUGAGAGUGUGAUAAUGAUGAGUAUUAUUGAUCACCAAAGAGACGACAUCAUGGAGAGAUGGAGUGAUUUCUGAAUGUGUGUGAGGAGCUCCAGCAGCAGAGGGAGACACAGUGUAUGAGUGUGUGGCCUAGAUGGACGUGUGUGUUUGUAAACUGAAAACUUCAUGAGAAAUAAAGCAGUAAACAAACACUAAAAACUCAACGUCUGAUAUUCAGAGAGGAGGAAUCUUCUACCCUGUCACAGGUAACAGAUGGAUCGUGUGAUGCUUUGUCCAGUGAAGGUCAUGAUGUUUUGUAUGUAGAAACCAGAAGAAAUGUUUUUGUUAAUCUGUGUUUGUACCAGUCGAGAUCAAGUCUUCCUUUAUUUAUGUUUUUGUUUUUCUUCUGUUUCCAUGGGAGCACAGUUAUAUGAACUGAGGCUCAUUUUAAAUCAGAAGCAGUGACUGCGCUGCAUGCAGUGUGGCUCCUGUGUUAAUCUGAGUGACCCUUUAAACUGGUCAUCUGAGUCUCUUUUAUGUUCAGUCAGUUCACCAAAGAUUAUUUUUAUUUAAUAUAAAAAAACUAUGCAUGUUGUUUUUUUUAAAUAUAUUCUGUUUAAACACCUCACACGCUCCGCCAUACUUCACUCUUUGAGUUCACACAUCUGUUGUUUAGGAGUGACAGACUAGAAGAUUCUGUUUCACAGGUUUUUAUAUAUUUUAUACAGAAUUUAGUGUUUUUUUUUCAUUCAGCUUUAUGAUCAGUACAGAAUGUGUGCAGUUAUUAUUCUUAUAAUUUUGUUUUCUACUGAAAUUUUUCUGGAAUUUACUUUUACCUUCUUGUGUUGAGAGUCUAAUUUAAGGUUCUGGUGCUUUUAUUGAACAGUGUUGAAUGUGGUGUUUGGUUGUAAUGUCAGAUUUGCAUUUCUGAAUCUUGCGUUUCUGGUAGGGACCUCACUUUACUGGGAGGCACACACAUUAGUCAUGGAUUGAAAGCAUUAAAUCAGAUUAUUAACAGAUUAUUGACAGAUUGCAUCAUUAGUACUGGUUAGUUGUUAUGUUGACUUUUUAUGAGUAAACACACAUCAGUUUAUUAUCAGAGUAAUAAAAUGCAUUUAUUACAAUUAAGUAAAUAAGCUCUGAACUAAUAAUCUAAACUAAUCUUCAGUUAACAGAAAACUCAGUUUUGUGUAUUAUAUAUUACUAAGUACAUAAUGAGUUACUAAGAAAUAUGUAAUACUCAAUGAACACUUACUGUAUAAAUAAUAUUUAGAUAAUGCCUCAUGAAAGACAAUUGAUACUCCCAAAUGUAUCGUUUUAAAUGUAUAUGCAAAUUAAUCUUAAAUAUAAAGUGUUACCAGCUACAUUUACAAAGCGUGCACCAUUCUCUUUGUGUUCACUUUUGAGGGAAGAUAUUUGGGUAAGGCAUGGUCUUCCUUCACUGCAGAUCUGUUAAUACACUAUAUUUCCAAAAGUGUUCACUCACCCAUCCAAAUCAUUGAAUUCAGGUGUUCCAGUCAGUUCCAUGGCCACAGGUGUAUAAAGCCGAGCCCCUAGGCCUGCAGACUG